AUGAAACGUUUACAAGCAAUGCCACCCCCUCCUCCUCCACCAAUACCACCGACCAGAGUACAUAUUUCACAAUCUACAACACAUACAUUAGACGAAUCAAUGAAACCUAAGAAAAAUGAUAAUAAACCAGCUACUAGUGGUUACUGGUGGGAUGUAGCUCAUGUAACAAGUCGUCUUUUUGAAAAAGAACAAAUUAUAAAUAAAGAACGUCGUCUUACAUUUCGUCGUAUUGUUAAGAUAUUCGUUUAUUUACUUUUUUUUCUUAUUGUUCUUACAUCAGCUGUCGUUAGUAAACUUAGUCUUUUUACAAUGAUCAAUGCAUAUAAAAAUCUUGAACAACCUAAAACAUAUAUUAUUAGAUGGCAAAUGCUCAUACUUAUGGCAAUGAUUGUACCUUAUAUAUUAACAUUUAUACAAAGUGUUGUCUUAUCUUUUAUUCGUAUUAAACAUUCUCCACCAUUUCUACUUACUAUAUGGGUUCAUAUCGUUGAAACAUGUCAUACCAUUGGUCUUUCCUUACUUGUAUUUCGUAUUUUACCUUCUUUGGAUAAUGUCACUGGAUUAUUUAUAUUAAAUGGUGUAUGUAUAGUUCCAGCUUUUUUAAAUUUAUUUUCAUCAAAUCGUCAUCAUAAUCAAAGCAUAAGAAUCUUAGCAUUUAUAACCGAUUUAGGUUCAGUAUUUAUGCAAUUAUCUGUUUGUUUUAUUCCCUAUUUUGUUAAAACAACAGACAAAAUAUCUUAUGAUCUUCGUUGGCAAUUACCAUUAGCACUUUUUCUUAUAUCACUUGGUUAUUGGGAAAGUUUUAUUGAAAUGCGUUUAUCAAAAAAAUAUGUUUUUUCAUGGUUUCGUCAUAGUUUACGAUUAUUAGAAAAAACACGUCCAAAAGUCUAUUUAACAGCAAGUCUUUUAAAAAUUAUUGUAUUAAUUAUAUCAGCUAUUUGUUUUCUACCAAACACAGUUGAUAAAAAUUUAUAUUUACAAGUAUUUCGACAAGUACCAAUUAGUGAAAAAUAUAGUCGAGGAUUUGGAAUUUUCGAUGAACAUGAAGAUCUUUUUCGAAUAACAAAAGAAGUUUAUGCACCAUUUAUUAUACAAAUCUUUUCAUCAUGUAUUUGUUAUUAUACUGGACGUAUUGCUUGUAAAGUUUUAAUGCAAUGUUUUGGUUUUUCAUUACCAUUAACAAUGUCAACACUCGUUGCAUAUAUAGUUUUAUUUUUUACUCACGGAUAUACAAAUAAAAAAGAUACGAUUAGUCUUGGACAUCUAUUUUAUUUAGAUAAACCACAAGCUCUUGGUUCAAAACUUCUUAUUACUUCUUUAGUUGGAUUUUUAAUUCUAUGGUUAUCAAGAAUGAAAAUAACUAGUCAUGUUUGGUUUCCAACAUCUGAACGAUUAGCACAGAUCCAUAAACUUUUUGUUCUUCCAUAUUAUGAAUCAGCAAUUGUUGAACAAAAUUUAUUACUUAACAAACAAGAAAAAGAUGAAAUGGAAAUGAAAGAUCAAAUUGAACCUGAUUUAACACUUCGAAGAAAAUUUCCUGUACCAAUGAUAUAUGUAUGUGCAACAAUGUGGCAUGAAACUACAAGUGAAAUGGUUCAACUACUUAAAUCAAUUUUUCGACUUGAUUCUGAUCAACAUGCACGUCGAACUGUACAGAAAAAUUUACGUAUUCUGGAUCCAGAUUAUUAUCGAUUUGAAACACAUGUGUUAUUCGAUGAUGCUUUUGAAGAUGAUGAAAAUGGCAAUCGUGUACCAAAUCGUUAUGUUAAACAAUUAGUUGCCGCUGUAAAUGUUUCUGGAGCGUAUGUACAUGGUGUAGAGAAGGUUGUUGAAGAUCCAAUUAAAAUUCCAACACCGUAUGGUGGACGUCUUGUUUGGUUAUUACCAGGAAAAAAUCGUUUAAUUGUUCAUAUGAAAGAUAAAUAUUUAAUACGACAUAAAAAACGAUGGAGUCAAGUUAUGUAUAUGUAUUAUUUACUUUCAUUUAAAUUAUUACGUCGAAAAAAUGGUGGCAAUAACUUGACACAACCGACAACAAAUUUAGAUGCAGAUUUUAUUGGUUUUAGUGAAUUUUUAAAAAAUUUACCACAUGAUAAAAAAAUUUCUGCUCAAAAUACAUUCGUAUUAGCUCUUGAUGGAGAUGUUGAUUUUAAACCAGAAGCAGUUCUAUUAUUAGUUGAUCGAAUGCGUAAAAAUCCGAAAGUAGCUGCUGCUUGUGGUCGAAUUCAUCCAACAGGCGAUGGACCUAUUGUAUGGUAUCAACAAUUUGAAUAUGCAGUUGGUCAUUGGCUUCAAAAAGCUGCUGAACAUAAACUUGGUAGUGUUCUUUGUUGUCCUGGUUGUUUUUCACUUUUUCGUGGUUCAUCAUUAAUGGACGAUAAUGUUAUGCGACGUUAUGCAGAUAAAUCAACUGAAGCAGCACAUUAUGUACAAUAUGAUCAAGGAGAAGAUCGUUGGUUAACUACUCUUCUUCUUCAACAAGGUUAUCGUGUCGAAUAUUGUGCUGCAUCAGAUGCAUAUACUCAUGCACCGGAAACAUUUAAAGAAUUUUUUAAUCAACGUCGUCGUUGGAUGCCUUCAACAAUGGCAAAUAUUAUGGAUUUACUUAAAGAUACUAAACAUACAACACAUGUUAAUGAAAACAUUUCCAAAAUUUAUAUGUUUUAUCAAGCUGUUCUAUUCGUAUCGACAAUUUUAGGACCAGGAACAAUUUUAUUAACUAUAGCUUCAGCAUUACGUACAGUUUUUUCAACAUUAACUAUUGCUGAAUCAUAUACAAUAUCAAUUCUUCCAGCAAUUUUCUAUAUUAUUGUUUGUUUAAAAACAAAAGCUAAUACACAAAUUGCUAUUGGUGCUAUAAUGACAGCUAUUUAUGCUUUAGUUAUGUCAAUGGUUUUUGUUGCAACAGCUGCUCAAAUCGUUAAAUCAGGCCUUUUAGAUCCAAGUGCUGUAUUUCUUCCGACUGUUGCAGUUACUUUUAUAGUUACUGGUCUUCUUCAUCCAAAUGAAAUGUUUAAUUUAAUUCAUGGUUUUCUCUAUCUUAUCACAAUUCCUGGUGGUUAUCUUCUUCUUGUUACUUAUGCUUUAUGUAAUUUACAUGUUGUUUCAUGGGGUACAAGAGAAACAGUUGAAGUUGUUCGAAAGAAAAAACCAACGAAAGGAAAUGGAAAAGAAAUAGAAAUUGUAAAACCAGAUCCUAAAAAACGUCGACCAACAGAUGUUAUAAAUAAUAUGUUUUGGGGUAAUGAGGGACAACGUGGUAUUCUUCAUCAAGCAGGUGAUGUUAUUGAACAUGUAUUUCGUCCAACAAUGAAACGACAAGAAACACUUCUACAACAAAUUCUUACUAGAAUCGAUCAAAGUGAUAUGAAUCAUGAAACAAAUAAAUUAAUUAGUAAAAAUCUAACUAAAACAAAACAUAAAUCAAUUAUUUUAUUUUUAGAUAGUAAUACAACGAAUAAUACAAAAGAACUUACUAUUAAAAGUGUUCCACUUAUAAUUACUUCGAAUGAUGAUUCAUCAUCAUCAUCAAGUACAGCUAAUUCAUCAACAGUAUCAACAUCAAUAUUAAAUAAAUCACGAAAUAAUAUGAUUAAUCCAUAUUGGUCAGAAUUACCAUGGCUUGGUUCAGAAUCUGUUAUUGGUUUUCUUCAUACCGAUGAAAUAACAUUUUGGCAGCAAAUUCUAGCUAAAUAUCUUGCACCAUUAGAUAAAGAUGCUGAAGAAGAACGUCGUAUACAAAACGAUUUAAUUGGUUUAAGAAAUAAUGCUGGUUUUGCAUUUUUUAUGUUGAAUGCUAUAUGGAUAAUAUUACAAUUUCAAUGUGAAUAUGUUGCAACACAAUUUACGGAAAUUAUGAUUGAUAUUGGACAAUUAUUUGGACAACAUGGUACUCGAGUACAAGUUUUAGGUUUAUUAUUUAUGUUAUUUUUUGCAUCAUGUAUGAUUAUACAAUUUUUUACAAUGAUAUUACAUCGAUGGGGAACAUUUGUUGAAAUAUUAGCUAGUACAAAAUUAUUUGAAAAACAUCGAAAAUAUAAAUUAAAACCCGGUUCAGAUUUAGCUGGAAUGUCCAGUCAAGAAGUUGCUGAAGUUUUAAAAGAUUUAGAUAUUGAAUUAGUUGUACCAACAUCGACAUUAAUGCCAAAAGAUAGUGUAACAUAUCAAAUGGAAUCUCUUUUAGAUAAUGAUCAACAAUAUAUAAAUCAAGACGAAUAUGAUGAUAAUGAAGAACAAGAUGUAUAUAAUGAACCACCUAUUGAUUAUUUUGAUCAUCCAGUUGUACAAGAUGCUAUGGAUGAAAGUCGUCUUCGAUUUUAG
Molecule: messenger RNA, 4320 nt
Organism: Adineta steineri
Lineage: Eukaryota; Metazoa; Rotifera; Eurotatoria; Adinetida; Adinetidae
Source: the annotation of a GenBank genome assembly